AUAAUUAACAAAGGACGAGAAUUCUAACAAUAAGCCAAAGAAAGCUCGUGUAUACAUGGACACAAUCCAAAUGACAGUAAAAGUAUGUUGUGCUGCCAUAGCAAUUACUCUGUUUGUGUGUCUAUGGAGAGUGCUGAAUUGGGUUUGGUUCAGACCAAAGAAGUUGGAGAAGUUCUUGAGGAAACAAGGUCUAAAAGGGAAUUCUUACAGAGUGUUGUAUGGGGACAUGAAAGAUCAAUCUGGGAUGAUUAAGGAAGCCACCGCAAAGCCUAUGAAUCUGUCUGAUGAUGAUGUAGCUCCAAGAAUGGUGCCUUUCCUUCUUGAAACCAUCAAGAAAUAUGGGAAAAAAUCUUUUAUAUGGUUUGGUCCAAGACCACAAGUAUUGAUCAUGGACCCUGAGCUUAUAAAGGAAGUACUCUCCAAAAACUACUUGUAUCAAAAGCUUCAUGCAAAUCCAUUCGCCACCUUAUUUGUACAAGGACUAGUAAGCCAUGAGGAAGACAAAUGGACCAAACAUAGAAAAAUCAUCAAUCCUGCCUUCCAUCUAGAGAAGUUAAAGCAUAUGCUUCCAGCUUUUUACUUGAGCUGCAGUGAGAUGCUGAGCAAAUGGGAAGACACGGUUGCAGUUGGGGGCUCACAUGAGAUAGAUGUAUGGCCUCACCUUCAGAAAUUGAGUGGUGAUGUGAUCUCUCGGACGGCUUUUGGCAGUAGUUAUGAAGAAGGUAGAAAGAUUUUUGAACUUCAAAAGGAACAAGGCCAGCAUUUUCUCAAUGCUCUACGCUCCGUUUAUGUCCCAGGCUGGAGAUUUUUACCAACAAAGAGGAACAGAAGAAUGAAGGAAAUAAAAAGGGAUGUUCAGUCCUUAAUAAGAGGUAUUAUUGAUAAGAGAUUGAAGGCAAUGGAAGCAAGGGAUGCGGAUAAUGAGGAUCUAUUGGGCAUAUUGCUUGAAUCGAAUUAUAAAGAAAUUGAACAGCACGGAAACAAGGACUUUGGAAUGAGCAUCGAAGAAGUCAUUGAAGAAUGCAAGCUAUUCUAUUUUGCUGGCGCAGAAACUACAUCAGUGUGGCUUCUAUGGACUCUCGUGUUGUUGAGCAGGUAUCACGAUUGGCAGACACGGGCCAGAGAAGAAGUCUUACAAGUGUUUGGGAGUCAGAAACCAGAUUUUGAUGGAUUAAAUCGUCUAAAAGUUGUAACGAUGAUUUUGCACGAGUCAUUAAGGCUAUAUCCCCCGGUAACAAUACUUACCCGACGGGCUAAUGAAGACAUUGCACUAGGAGAACUAUCUCUACAAGCUGGUGUAAUAGUCUCUAUGCCAGUGAUCUUGUUGCAUCAUGAUAAAGAGAUAUGGGGUGAAGAUGCAAACAAGUUCAAUCCAGAGAGAUUUAAGGAAGGACUAUCAAGUGCAACAAAGGGUCAAGUCACAUAUUUUCCAUUUGCUUGGGGUCCUAGAAUAUGCAUUGGACAAAAUUUUGCCAUGUUAGAAGCAAAGAUGGCUUUGUCUAUGAUUCUACAAAGCUUCUCUUUUGAACUCUCUCCAUCUUACACACAUGCUCCUCUGCCCAUGGUAUUUGUUCAGCCUCAGUAUGGUGCUCCACUUAUUUUCCAGAAACUAUAAUUUGGUAGCAUUUGUGAGAGGCGUCUUGUAAUAUGGAGUAAUACAGUUAUUCAGACUCAGGUUCAGGGCGGAGUUACAAUAUUAGAUAUGGGUUUGGACGAACUAAAUAACUUUUGCUUAAACCUUAUAUUUGUAUUAGGAAACCCAGUAACUAAAAUGAGCUAUGAAUUUGUUGGCAAACUCAGAAUCUAUAAACUUGAAAUUCUGGAUCUUCUACAAGAAAUAUAUUAUUUUGCUACUGA
Lycium ferocissimum is the source of this 1857-nucleotide messenger RNA. RefSeq names its product cytochrome P450 CYP72A219-like. Bases 56 to 1615 code for a protein of 519 amino acids. NCBI's taxonomy places the organism in Eukaryota, Viridiplantae, Streptophyta, Magnoliopsida, Solanales, Solanaceae. The transcript has 5 exons. Gene Ontology annotation, molecular function: monooxygenase activity; iron ion binding; oxidoreductase activity, acting on paired donors, with incorporation or reduction of molecular oxygen. The record is from RefSeq and is a predicted model, not a curated record.